AUGAGCACCCCUAAAGCUGUGGAUGACAUAGAGCAAGCUCGACUGGAUUUAAAACUGCAAAGUAAAGCUAACCAAACUCUGUCGCAGGUCCUCUCCGGCAAGGGAGGCGUGGGCAAAUCCUCCGUAACCCUCCAACUUGCGCUGGCGCUCUCCCUACAAGGCAAAUCCGUCGGUAUUCUCGACAUCGACUUGACGGGACCCUCAAUCCCACGCCUAGUCGGCCUCGAAGGAGAAAAGAUCACACAGUCCCCAGCCGGCUGGCUUCCCGUCUUCGUCCACGAUGCCACCACCAUCCCGCCAGCUACAGAAACAGAAGGCGCAUCACCUUCAACACCCACACCCCGCGGUUCGCUCCGCUGCAUGUCCCUCGGCUUCCUCCUCCGCGACCGGGGCGACGCCGUCAUUUGGCGCGGGCCUAAGAAAACAGCCAUGAUCCGCCAGUUCCUUUCGGAUGUGGCCUGGGGCUCAACGGACUAUUUACUCAUUGAUACCCCGCCCGGUACAAGUGACGAGCACAUCGCGCUGGCAGAACAACUCCUGACUCUCUCGACGGCGGACCCGAGCCUCGCAGCUCAGAAUAAUAUACCCAGAUUAACUGGUGCCGUGCUCGUGACGACCCCACAGGCCGUUGCGACGUCGGACGUGCGCAAGGAAGCAAACUUUUGCGUUAAGACGAGUAUUCCAAUUUUAGGGGUUAUUGAAAAUAUGUCCGGGUAUGCUUGUCCUUGCUGUGGGGAGGUGAGCAAUCUGUUCUCCAGUGGUGGUGGUGAGGUUAUGGCGCAGCAGUUGGAUAUUCCAUUCUUGGGUAAAGUGCCCGUGGAUGUCAAGUUUGGCGAGCUUGUUGAAGGGAAGAUGGAGGCUGGCAGCGAUGAUGAAGGUGAAGAUGAAGGUGAAGAUCCCGCGCAAGAGGUGCAGGCUCCUGUUGAGCCGGAUCUCCGGCCUCUCGUUGAGCAAUAUAAAGAUGGAUGGUCUUAUCCGCGAUUCGAAGGAUUCGCGAAGACUAUUGUCGGAUAUGCACAGGAAUCGAAUGGGGUGGUGGCUUAG
This is a messenger RNA of Penicillium manginii, 1044 nucleotides long. RefSeq names its product Mrp/NBP35 family ATP-binding protein. The coding region runs from base 1 to 1044 and encodes 347 amino acids. The record is from RefSeq and is a predicted model, not a curated record. Gene Ontology annotation, molecular function: 4 iron, 4 sulfur cluster binding; ATP binding; ATP-dependent FeS chaperone activity. Lineage: Eukaryota; Fungi; Ascomycota; Eurotiomycetes; Eurotiales; Aspergillaceae. The transcript has a single exon. Gene Ontology annotation, biological process: iron-sulfur cluster assembly. Gene Ontology annotation, cellular component: cytosol.